This is a messenger RNA of Etheostoma spectabile (orangethroat darter), 1012 nucleotides long. RefSeq names its product glutathione S-transferase Mu 3. Bases 176 to 838 code for a protein of 220 amino acids. Gene Ontology annotation, molecular function: glutathione transferase activity. Gene Ontology annotation, biological process: glutathione metabolic process. Lineage: Eukaryota; Metazoa; Chordata; Actinopteri; Perciformes; Percidae. The record is from RefSeq and is a predicted model, not a curated record. The transcript is spliced from 8 exons.
AAACGGUUAACUAUGUUUCUUUAACUGUCUAUGGGUUUAUCCCGCCCACCUCCUAGGCUCGCGGUACGUCAUAGGCUGCAGAAAGACACCGCCUCACUAGCUAGCUACUAUCUCAGCCCAGAGGUGUCCAGGUCGCAAACAGGCAGCCACAGUUUUUCUCGGAAAGUGAUCCAAAAUGACCAUGAAACUGGCUUACUGGGAUAUUCGUGGGCUCGCCCAGCCUAUCCGCCUGCUGCUGGAGUACACCGGCACCAAGUAUGAGGACAAGUUUUACGUCUGUGGUGAAGCUCCCGACUAUGAUAAGAGCUGCUGGUUUGAUGAAAAACCAUCACUUGGAAUGGACUUCCCCAAUCUGCCCUACUUGGAGGAUGGUGACAGGAAGCUAGUGCAGAGCAAUGCUAUCAUGAGAUACAUUGCUCGUAAGCACAACUUGUGUGGAGAGACAGAGGAUGAGAAGGUCCGUGUGGACAUCUUGGAGAACCAGUCAAUGGACUUCAGAAACGGCUUUGUGAGGAUGUGCUACACUGACUUUGACAAGAUGAAGCCAGGGUACGUUCAGAUGCUGCCAGACGUACUAAAGCAGUUCUCAGAUUUCUUGGGAGACAGGAAGUGGUUCGCUGGUGACAAGAUCACAUUUGUGGACUUCAUCAUGUACGAGCUGUUGGAUCAACACAGGAUGUUUCAGCCUACGUGCCUGGAUAACUUCAAGAACCUCAAAGAUCUUUUAGACCGUUUUGAGGCUCUGGAAAAGAUUGCUGCCUACAUGAAGUCAGACAGAUUCAUAAAGACUCCUGUCAACAACAAGAUGGCCAAGUGGGGAAACAAGAAAGAAAAAUAAUGCAAAGAAAUAAAGUUCCCAAGUGCCACUGACUCAACAACUUGUAAAUUCCAGACUAGAGUUAAGAUUGUCUUUAGUAUGUCUUUUUAUAAGCAGUUUACUAGCUGUUGCUUUAGUUUUCCAAAUAUGUAUGUGCCAGUUCUAAAAUAAUUUUCAGUUCAGUCAGAAUUUUGU